Chaetura pelagica (chimney swift) is the source of this 735-nucleotide messenger RNA. RefSeq names its product interferon-like. The record is from RefSeq and is a predicted model, not a curated record. The transcript has a single exon. Bases 1 to 735 code for a protein of 244 amino acids. Gene Ontology annotation, molecular function: cytokine activity; type I interferon receptor binding. Gene Ontology annotation, cellular component: extracellular region. Gene Ontology annotation, biological process: positive regulation of peptidyl-serine phosphorylation of STAT protein; response to exogenous dsRNA; cytokine-mediated signaling pathway. Lineage: Eukaryota; Metazoa; Chordata; Aves; Apodiformes; Apodidae.
AUGGCUGCGCCCGCAACCCCGCGGGCCUGCCUGUGCCACGCCGUCGCCACGCUCCUGCUCCUCCUGACGCCGCUGGCCACCGCCACCGCCUGCCACCACCUGCGGCCCCGCGACGACACCUUCUCCUGGGACAACCUCCAGCUCCUCCAGGCCAUGGAUCCCACCCCGCCACAGGACUGCCACCACCAGCCCUCAACACCCUUCCCUGACGUCCUCCUCCACACCGACAGCCCUGGGCACGCCGCCGACGCCGCCUUGCGCAUCCUGAACCACCUCUUGGCCAUCCUCAGCAGCUCCAGAACACCACCACACUGGGACGCCGAGGCACGGCAUCAGCUCCUCAACAACCUCGAGCAUUACAUCCAACACCUGCAGCAAUGUUUCCCAGACAACAGCACGCUCCGCAAGAGGCACGGGCCCCGCAACCUGCUGCUCAACAUCCACAAAAACUUCACGCGCAUCCAGAACUUCCUCCAGUCCCACCACUACAGCGCCUGCGCCUGGGAACAAGUCCGCCUCGAAGCUGACACCUCCUUCCGACUCCUGGACACGCUCAUACGGCAGAUGAAGAGCAAAGCCGCUCCUGACCUCCAACAAACCCACCCGCGCCCAACGCCCGGCCCCAACCCACGCUGGCAGGACAACCAGAGGCUGCAGCAGCCAGGGCUGGCAUUGCUCCGCACGCCUGCCACCUCUUCCAGCCACCAGACUGCGCCAACGGGGGAAUGGGCGUGA